CAUGUUUAGACAAUAGAUCACAUGUUGAGAGUCAUGACGUAAAUGAAUUCUCGACCUAUCAGGUUAUAAUUGCCGGUCCUGGUGCAUGGAGUAGGCCCCGCGUGCACUAAUUAUUUUAACCGGAUUUACCCGUUUGCUAUAAUGCCUUUGCGAUGGGAUCCUAUCACUUCCUCAGCUACAUCUCACUCGUUCUCUCUCUCAUGUAUAAACACAUACAUAGUACAUAUAUACUCCAACGUCAAAUACAAGCAAACACACAGCUGUGUGUGUGUGAGAGAGAGAGAGAGAGAGAGAGAGAGAGAGAUAUGUCAAGCGCUAGCUGCUGCAUAGAAGUAGCAGCAUCUGAUCAGCAGCUUUGUUACAUUCCUUGCAACUUUUGCAAUAUUGUUCUUGCGGUGAGUGUACCAUGCAGCAGCUUGUUCGAUAUAGUAACCGUGAGAUGUGGACACUGCACAAAUUUGUGGUCUGUGAAUAUGGGCAUGGUUUCUGUUCAUCAGUCUCUCACUAAUCCCACCUCCCAAAAUUCUUCGUCUUCUCACAGCCAUGGUGAUCAGGAUCCUAACGAAAAUCCUUCAAAUUCUGAGGUCAGUUUGUGUUCAUCUACGAGAUAUAUGCCCGUGAAACCACCUCCUCCUCCAAACACCAAUGAUCAAUCAAUAAUCAAUGCUCCACCGGAGAAAAGGACACGCGUUCCAUCUGCAUAUAACCAAUUCAUCAAACAGGAGAUUCAAAGGAUUAAGGCUACUAAUUCAAAUAUCAGCCACAGGGAAGCUUUUAGUACUGCUGCGAAAAAUUGGGCACAUUUUCCUCAUAUUCAUUUUGGGUUAAUGUUGGAGGGCAACAAUCAUCAAGCAAAACUUGAUCAGCUGAGUUACAUGCAAGGAUCUAAGAAGCGAUUAAAGUCAACAAAAGAGUCAUUUGACAAAUAAUUCAAUAGUUUUAAUUAUGUUUUAAAUUUUAAUGAUUUGAAAUAUUACUUUUAAAAAUAGUUUGACAAUUGUAUCAUCAUGUUAUCCAUGUACUUUUAGGUUUAUCAUUAUAGUAUACACUUCGGUUUGCUUUGCGAAAUAAUUUGGUCGGCUGUUUCUCUCCUUCCUUUUUGGACGUAA
Messenger RNA from Lactuca virosa, 1109 nucleotides. The record is from the annotation of a GenBank genome assembly. Lineage: Eukaryota; Viridiplantae; Streptophyta; Magnoliopsida; Asterales; Asteraceae.